Molecule: messenger RNA, 1294 nt
Organism: Portunus trituberculatus (swimming crab)
Lineage: Eukaryota; Metazoa; Arthropoda; Malacostraca; Decapoda; Portunidae
Product: tryptase beta-2-like
Exons: 6
Coding region: 447-1025 (192 amino acids)
Biological process (GO): proteolysis
Molecular function (GO): serine-type endopeptidase activity
Source: RefSeq, a predicted model, not a curated record
CAUCGGCCCAGUCGGCGAGGAAGGUGGAGGCCGGGUGGAGGCUGGCUGGAAGUGGAAGCAAGCGAUCCACGGUCCCUCUUUCUGUCCCUAUAGCAAAACUAACUCCCUAAUUCCUUUUCAGAUACGUCACUAUUUAUUGUCGCAAUGUUAUCACUAUUAUUUAUGUUACAGGACCGACUUGCGAUCCCGAGAGAGCAAUUUGUAGGAAAUGCGGUGAGGCUCCUAUCGAGGUGGCCCGCCUGGCUGACAACGACACUCGUGAGGUUCAGGCGAACACUUAUGACAUCGAAGGCAAUGUUAUUACCAAAGGCACGAGGAUAAUCGGCGGCGACAAGGCCUCGCCACUGGAGUACCCAUUCCAUGUGUUCCUUACAAAUAACAACGGUACAGUGAACUGCGGAGGAACCAUCAUUGCUCGAAAGUGGGUGCUCACCGCGGCUCACUGCAUGGCACCUUUAAAUGGUGACUUCUCUAAACUGCUCGUCGGCCUUGGAAGUAACUUCAGGGACAUGAUGACGUACCUGCCUGUGGUACGAGUUAUCAUACACGAAAAUUUCGUUCAAGUUCAAGACGGGGAUGACGUUGCCCUGAUUGAACUACCAUUGGAGCUCAUCUUCGAAAGCAAUGACGUGGUACAGCCAGUGUGCCUGGCCGAGGCUGAGGACUUGAUGCCUGGGAAGGAUAUGGUGACCACUGGCUGGGGAUUCCUCUUUCCAUUUGCAAACUCUCUUCCUAAUGAUUUGUUUGAAGUAAGCGUCACUCAAGUGGAUGCGAAUAUCUGCACAUACUUCACUGAGAUACCAAGCGACCAAGGGAAGGUCGUUUGCACCAUCAACAUGGCCAAAUCCACCUGCAUUGGCGACAGUGGGGGGCCGCUGGUGGUGCAGCUGUGUGAUGGACGAUGGGUGCAGACAGGAAUAACAAGCUACGGGGAGUCAGGGUGCAGCCAGCCAAGGGUGUUCGCCAGCGUCUCCUACUACAAAAACUGGAUAAUAGAUAAGAUUAAACCGACAACUAUUUGCUGAGUCGCCGAGAGAGUUACUCCUGAUCAGUUUGAGAGAAACAGCAAACCAUCUUCUUCCGGAACAUUUUUAUGACUAAUAUAACGUCUUCGUUGAACUCCUCCAUUACAAUUAUUUCUUUUAUUUAUCAUGAGUGCAGUCUAAUGCUAAAUUGUUUCACUCUUCAUAGAUGCACCCUUCAAAUUGCUAGUGAAGACUUUCCUUUGUGAAAAAUACAAACAAACAAAUGAACAUAUGAGUAAAAAAACAAUAAAAAAAACUAUUUAUCUUAA